CAUGUAAAUCCGAUAUCCAACCAUUUAUUCAAAUAUAUUUAUAAUCACGUAAUGUUGGAUAGAUUCUUAUUAAAAACGUAAGCAGAUUUAAAGGAGUCAACAAGAAAUCAGCCAAACAAAAUGGCGUACAGCUUAAAAAUCACAAUUUGUCAAAUUUUAAAAGCAUGGAACAUAAAAGCAAGAAACAACUUUUGAUGACGUCAUUCAAUGUUGUCAGGUACUCGGCAAAGUCUUAUAUUUGCUAUUAGUCCGGGUGGUGAUUAGCUCUUCAAUCGGCUAUUGCCGUAGUUAUUUUUAGCAGUCGCUGCCAGCGAUGGUUUGGAUUGGAGAACCGCGACUACGGAAGGUACGUCGUGAAAGAUGUUAAAGAAGAACAGCGUCUGUAGCUAGCUUUUCUUUACCAUUUUUAUUUAUCUAUCCGGUCUGGACUAUAACAAAGUUGAAAUAUGGCGACACUGUAUAUCACGGAACACAGACAUCUGUCAGUUAUACGUCAUUUCAAUGAUACAUGACAAACAAUUGACAGUAGUUCACAAUGGUGAACCGGCGCACAAUUUUAAAAUAAAAUGUAAAUAGAAAAUAAACUUUUUAUUCUUAUCAAUUGGAUUGAAAUUUGGAAUUUAAACUGGUUCUUAUAUGAACAACAGACUAUAAACGUGGUAAAUAUAAGCAUCACACUCAAACCUACUGCAUUAGCAAACCACAAUUUCGUCUGCUUAUGUCAAUUUUUUAAUGAAAAUAAUUUUAAUUACUGGCUUCAAUUGUCACUUUUUUUAUAAAAAUCGGACUUGAAAUAGUAUUUUUUAUCCUUGACGAAAAAUAGGUGAUACGGAAAGAUACCGCAUUGUCGGACAAUCGCAUGCGCGAAGCAGAAUCUGUUACGUUAAUAAACCGAGCUGAUAAAAGUUAAUUUAAAACAGUGGAGUCAGAGAAGGGGUACGCUCCAAAAGGUGAAGUCCACGAUCAAGAUUCGCCGGCGAAUGAUAGCCUAGCAAUAAAGUCUACGUUUUAGAACCAUUGAAAUAUAGUGCUGUGUAGGAGCCUUUGCUACCAUGGCGUACUGUACGCGAGUUUUGCAUCGCCAGGGGGGCAAAGCCAGCAGCCUCCUCUUCAGUGAGAUCCAGUCAAGAUGUUUCCAUGCAUCCCCCCUAACAUCUGCAGCUGCAAAGGUGGCUAUGAGCAAGUUCGACAAAGACCCCCUUCCAUAUGAAAAACUAACGAAAAACUUGGAUGUGAUCAAAAAGAGGCUGAAUAGGCCCCUCACACUCUCUGAAAAAGUACUUUACUCUCACAUCGAUCAGCCAGAGUCCCAGGAAAUCGUUCGUGGCCAAUCAUAUCUGCGCCUGCGACCCGAUCGUGUGGCUAUGCAAGAUGCCACAGCCCAAAUGGCCAUGUUGCAAUUCAUCUCCAGUGGUCUUCCAAAAGUGGCUGUACCCAGCACAAUUCACUGUGAUCACUUGAUUGAAGCUCAAGUGGGUGCCUCAAAAGAUCUGUCUAGAGCAAAGGACAUUAACAAAGAGGUCUAUGAAUUCUUGGCCUCUGCUGGCACCAAGUAUGGUGUUGGCUUCUGGAAGCCUGGCUCCGGUAUCAUUCAUCAAAUCAUCUUGGAGAACUAUGCUUUCCCUGGUCUUCUGAUGAUUGGUACAGACUCCCACACACCAAAUGGAGGAGGUCUGGGUGGACUUUGCAUUGGUGUUGGAGGUGCUGAUGCAGUUGAUGUCAUGGCUGACAUUCCUUGGGAGUUAAAGUGCCCCAAGGUUAUUGGUGUAGAGCUCACUGGUAAACUGAAGGGCUGGACCUCCCCGAAGGACAUCAUCCUGAAAGUGGCCGACAUCCUGACCGUGAAAGGCGGUACCGGCGCUAUCGUCGAGUACUUCGGUCCCGGUUGCGAGUCUGUCUCUUGUACCGGUAUGGCCACAAUCACCAAUAUGGGUGCAGAAAUCGGUGCCACCACGUCCGUUUUCCCGUUCAACAAGCGUAUGGCGGAUUACUUGUCGGCCACGCAGAGGUCACCCGUCGCCCAGGAAGCGGAGAAAUACAGGCAGCAGCUGUUGAGCCCCGACAAAGGCUGUGAGUACGAUAGAGUGAUCCAAAUCAACCUAGACACCCUAGAGCCGCACGUUAACGGCCCCUUCACCCCCGAUCUGGCCAGCCCCAUCAGUAAACUGGGCGAAAACGCGAAAAAGAACAGUUGGCCAGUUGACAUCAAAGUGGGUCUGAUCGGGUCCUGCACGAACAGCUCCUACGAGGACAUGGGACGGUGCGCCAGCAUCGCCAAGGAGGCCAUGAAACAUGGUGUCAAGUCUAAGAUUCCUUUCAAUGUGACACCCGGAUCGGAGCAGGUUAGGGCUACAAUUGAGAGGGAUGGAAUUUCGAAAACGUUCGAAGAGUUUGGCGGCACGGUGCUUGCAAAUGCAUGUGGUCCAUGCAUCGGUCAGUGGGACCGUAAAGACGUGAAAAAAGGCGAGAAGAACACAAUCGUCACAUCGUACAACCGUAACUUCACUGGUAGAAACGACGCUAAUCCUGCCACGCAUUGCUUCGUCACAUCACCAGAAUUGGUCACCGCCCUCAGUAUUGCCGGAAGACUUGACUUCAACCCACUCACUGAUGAGCUGACAGGCUCCGACGGCAAGAAAUUCAAACUGCCCUCUCCCUUCGGCGACGAACUGCCCAGCAAAGGUUUCGACCCCGGUCAGGACACGUACGUUGCGCCAGCCAAGGACGGUUCCAACGUUCAGAUCAACAUCGAUACCAAAUCGGACAGGCUGCAGUUGCUGGAACCCUUCGACAAGUGGGACGGCAAGGACCUUGAGGAUAUGACGAUCCUAAUCAAGGUCAAGGGCAAGUGCACCACGGAUCACAUCAGUGCUGCAGGACCAUGGCUGAAGUACCGUGGACAUUUGGAUAACAUCUCAAAUAACAUGUUUAUCACUGCAACGAAUGCAGAGAACGGCGAAUUGAACAAAGUAAAGAACCAACUGACCGGCGAAUAUGGCACCGUCCCUGAGGUAGCCCGUUACUAUAAAUCCAAAGGUAUCAGAUGGGUGGCCGUUGGAGAAGAGAACUACGGAGAAGGUAGCUCAAGAGAGCACGCCGCUUUGGAACCACGUCACUUGGGAGGCAGAGCGAUCAUCACCAAGUCCUUCGCUCGUAUCCACGAGACCAACCUGAAGAAGCAAGGUUUGCUGCCUCUCACCUUUGCCAAUCCUGCUGACUACGACAAGAUCCAGCCUACUGACAAGAUCAGUUUGAAGAAUCUGAAAAGUCUGGCACCUGGCAAACCUGUCGAGUGCGAGAUCAAACACGCUGAUGGGUCAGUAGAUAAGAUUCUUCUCAACCACACUUUGAACGAGUCUCAAAUCGAGUGGUUCAAGGCCGGAAGUGCUCUUAACCGUAUGAAGGAACUGGCGAAGAAGUGAGAGACUGAUGUUCGAAAAAGCGUACUUUAAGCGAGUGUUAUUAUUAUUAUUUUCUGUAGUUAUGUAAUUUUUAUAAGAAAAUCUUAAGAUCGUACUGUACAAAGUUUUCCGAAAGACACCUAUCAUGUUUUAUGUAGAUAUACAGAUAAUUCGACAAUAAAUUAUUUACACUUCACGCUUUU
Molecule: messenger RNA, 3604 nt
Organism: Acanthoscelides obtectus
Lineage: Eukaryota; Metazoa; Arthropoda; Insecta; Coleoptera; Chrysomelidae
Source: the annotation of a GenBank genome assembly